Molecule: messenger RNA, 225 nt
Organism: Aspergillus welwitschiae
Lineage: Eukaryota; Fungi; Ascomycota; Eurotiomycetes; Eurotiales; Aspergillaceae
Exons: 1
Coding region: 1-225 (74 amino acids)
Biological process (GO): regulation of DNA-templated transcription; flower development
Molecular function (GO): zinc ion binding; DNA-binding transcription factor activity; sequence-specific DNA binding
Source: RefSeq, a predicted model, not a curated record
AUGUCCAUUACUAGGGUGGCGAAAGUAGAAACCAUGGCUCAUAACCGCCGCAGCUCUACCCAAUAUGCACUGCAGGGCAAACAGUGUGAAAGAUGCAGAAAUCAAAGUACUCCUCUGUGGAGAAACGGUCCUAGGGCUGCAAGGGAACUCUGCAAUGCUUGCGGGAUCAAAUGGGGAAACGAGCGAAGACGAGAAAUUCGGGAAAAGCGACGUCAAGGUAAUUAG